AAAAUACCCUUGAUGAAUUUCUGUCAACAACCAAACAGGUCCUUUUGUUGUCUUCCCCUACACAUCCUUGAAGAUUCUUGAAAAAUAAAAAUUCUUCCCUUCUUUCAUCCUAAUUUCCAAAAACAACAGUCUUUCUACAGUCACCGCUUUUUCUUGAAAAUCCCACUAAACCCAUUUACCCCCACUUUGAAAAAAAUACAUUUUUUUUUCUGAAGAAAAGAUGUAUGAAUUUGGGGAAGAAUUGAUAAUUGAUAGCUUCAAGGUGCCAUGGUUGAUUUGGAUUCAGUUACUGGUGAUGAUUCUUCUUGUGCUCCUUCUUUUCUUUGGGUUUAGUGUUUUGGAUUUUCCAAAUAACUCCACUUCUGGUGCUUCUUCCCAAGGUCCUAUUGGUUCUUCUUCCCAUGGAAACCCGCCUUCUAAUUCAACUACAACUCUUCAGCAUCGGAACCAAAACCAACAUACUAAAAGGGAAACGGAAGCUAGCACAAGCCGUGAAAUCGCAAGGGCAGAUGAAUCUCAAGAAAGAGAAGGAUCUGCAGAAAAGGACACAACCGUUUUCAAGCUUCUUGUACGUCCGGAGCACCCUUGCAAUUACUUUGGACUAGCCAAACAAGCAUUUCUCAAGUGUUUGGGCUUUGAUUCCGAUCGCGACAAUUGUAACACCAGAAGACAUGCUAAAGAAGACUAAUAUGGGAAGAUGCUAUAUUAAUUUUAGGUUCUUGAGAUGCACAAAGAUUCAGGUCUUGGAAAGAGUUUGAUGCUGCUAGGUAUUUUAAAGUGUAUAGUGUAAGUCACAUGACUUUUGAAGUCCCCCCCCCCCCCUCCUUUUUUAUGACCUUGGUGUCUGGAUUAGCUUUUGGGCACCUCGAUUAAUUUCAUCGGAUAUUUGCCAUCUCUCACUAGCAACAUGUCACUCUGUCCACUAAAGAUAGGACAGUUGAAAAGAAUCAGCUAGUGUUUUUAUGCAAUUUAAUUCUAACCCUCAAUAUUGUUUCUUAACAUGAAGCAGCUCUUUCAUGCAAGCAAAUACUAACCCUUCGUUGUCUUCAAAACCAAUUGUCUAUCUACCAUGCAUGUAUAUAGCACUUUUAUAUUGAGCAUUAUGCCUUGCCAAUUGACAUUAUAUGAGCAUGCAGUAUCUAUUCUUGUAGUCACAUGUUUCAUAUGUGACUUGGAGGAUUUGAAUUUUAUGGUUUCAAUCUUUUAAGAUUUUUAAGCAUUGUAAUCAAUUAUGUUUUUAAAGUUAUGGAUUUAUAUCUAUUAUUUAUUGUAAUUUAAAAAACUUUUAUCCAUAAAUUUAUGUUUGGCAUCGAAAGUAAUAGGUUCAUCUAUUUGCGUGUAUAUAAUGGACUCGAUACAAAGGUUUAAGGUGUAAAUUGGCUAAUAUAAUAUACUCCUUUUUUA
Solanum dulcamara is the source of this 1404-nucleotide messenger RNA. RefSeq lists its product as uncharacterized. The transcript is spliced from 3 exons. NCBI's taxonomy places the organism in Eukaryota, Viridiplantae, Streptophyta, Magnoliopsida, Solanales, Solanaceae. The record is from RefSeq and is a predicted model, not a curated record. The coding region runs from base 221 to 688 and encodes 155 amino acids.